GGUAGAAGGAUCCUCACGCAGGUGGCCCAUUGCAGAAACAGCAGCUUCUAGCACAAGGAUUAUUGUAGAACAUGAAAGGUGUGUUCCAGACAGGGAAGUGAUGUCUGUGGGGUCCCCGGUCACGCACCCCGCAGCAGAGGGCUCUGUGUCCGGAGCCACCGGCGGGAUGCUGCUGCUGCUGUGCCUGCUGCUCUGGGCCACCUGGAGCCGGAGGAGAACCGGCCCUCCAUCGCUGCCCGGGCCAGCGUUCUGCGGCGGGAUCGGGCCCCUCCUGUCCUACUGCAGGUUCAUGUGCACCGGGAUAGGAACUGCCAGCAACUACUACAACGAGAAGUAUGGCAGCCUGGUGCGCGUCUGGAUCAACGGAGAGGAGACACUCAUCCUCAGCAAGUCCACUGCGGUGUACCACGUCCUGAAGAGUGCUCACUACACUGCCCGCUUCGGCAGCAAAAGGGGGCUAGAAUGCAUCGGCAUGGAAGGCAGAGGGAUCAUCUUCAACAGUGACGUUCCCCUCUGGAAGAAAGUGAGGGCAUAUUUUUCUAAAGCUCUGACGGGCCCCGGGCUCCAGAGAACCGUGGGGAUCUGUGUUCGCUCCACGGCAGAGCACCUGGACCGGGUGCAGGAGAUGACGGACGCCUCCGGCCACGUGGACGUCCUGAACCUGCUGAGGUGCAUCGUGGUUGACAUCUCUAACCGGCUGUUCCUCAGGGUGCCCCUGGAUGAGAAGGAGCUUCUAUUGAAGAUUCACAACUACUUUCAGACCUGGCAAUCAGUUCUGAUCAAGCCCGACCUGUUCUUCAAAAUCGGAUGGUUUACCAAUAAGCACAAGAAAGCAGCGAAAGAACUCCAGGAUGAAAUUGAGAACCUGAUUGAGAUGAAAAGGAAGACACUGGCUGAAUCUGAAAAGCUGGAUGAUCACCAUGACUUCACGUCAGAACUCAUCUUCGCUCAGAACCAUGGUGAGCUGUCGGGAGAUAACGUCAGACAGUGUGUGCUGGAGAUGGUGAUCGCAGCCCCAGACACACUGUCCGUCAGCCUGUUCUUCAUGCUCAUGCUGCUCAAGCAGAACCCAGAGGUGGAGCUGAUGCUGGUGGAGGAGAUGCUCCAGGAAUUAGGCAGCAAGGAGGUGGAGCACAUGGACUUCCAGAACCUGAAGGAGCUGGAGAAAUUCAUCAACGAGUGUCUGAGGUUCCACCCCGUGGUGGACUUCACCAUGCGCAAGGCACUGGAGGACGACGUCAUCGACGGCACCAGAAUCGCCAAGGGAACCAACAUCAUCCUCAACAUGGGCCUCAUGCAUCGCACCGACUUCUUCCCCAAACCAAACGAAUUCAGCCUGGAGAACUUUGACAAAUUGGUGCCCAGUCGGUACUUCCAGCCUUUUGGCAGCGGUCCACGCUCCUGCGUGGGCAAGCACAUCGCCAUGGUGAUGAUGAAGGCUGUGUUGGUGACUCUGUUGACCCGCUUCACGGUGUGCCCACGGCGGGGCUUCAGCCUCAGUACCCUCCGACAGACCAACAACCUGUCUCAGCAGCCCGUGGAGGACGAGCGAGGUCUCGCCAUGCGGUUCAUCCCCAGGCCCGGCCGGUGGACCACGCCCACCUCCCCAACGACCGCUGAUCAAUAGAAUGAGGCAGCAUGAACCAAGCAGCCAUUUUGGUUCCCUGUUGGGUCUCAACAGGGGGCAACUGAAAUCCUAAUACCGCUGGUUACAUUUACUAUAGCAACAAUUUGGGGAUACAGGAGACUGCUAUUUGUCAAUUUAAAAUGUGCUUGAAAUAGGAGAUUUUGUUUUCUACGUUUAUUUCCAAUUAUUUCGAUUUUCUGUAAUUUCAUUUAAAAACAUCAUUUAAAAACAUAUUACUGGUACAUACUUAAUA
Gadus chalcogrammus (walleye pollock) is the source of this 1880-nucleotide messenger RNA. It is a transcript of the gene cyp19a1b, whose product is annotated as aromatase. The transcript has 10 exons. The record is from RefSeq and is a predicted model, not a curated record. The coding region runs from base 101 to 1627 and encodes 508 amino acids. Lineage: Eukaryota; Metazoa; Chordata; Actinopteri; Gadiformes; Gadidae. Gene Ontology annotation, molecular function: iron ion binding; monooxygenase activity; heme binding.